AUGGAGGGUUUCUUGAAGGCCAAGAGGAACCACAAGGCCUUUGUUCCAAUAUGUGCCGUUUUCACUUUUACCUGCGUUUCCAUGCUUCUGCUACACUGGCACUGGUACUGGGACGCGCCGACAUCGAUUCCUACCCCCCCUUCGGUCGAUAGGGACCGACGCUUCGCUAUGGUUAUUCCUGCCACCGGCGCUAGCCCCGAACUUUGCAAAACCGUCAUGACCGGACUCGCACUUGGGUACCCGAGCCCAAUCAUCGUCAACUGGGGGGUUGACCAUCGCCCUCUCACACAUUGGAGAGGUGGCCGCAACUUGCUCAAAGUACCUGGCAUAGUCGACUAUCUCGAAGCAGCCACACGGCCAGACGCGCACCCAUCCGAACGAUUGGACGACGACGAUAUUGUCCUUAUCGUCGAUGGCUACGACAUUUGGUUCCAACUACCGGCCCAGGUGAUGCUCGAGCGAUAUCACAGGAUCAACAAGGAAGCCAACGAGAGACUACAAAAAGAGUGGAAUCAACAUCAAAAGGGACCAAUGCCGAUGCGACAGACUAUAGUUGCCGCCACUGGCAAGAGAUGUGACCCCAAGAACGAAAACAGAGGCACAAAAAUGCAGUGUGAUGUAUGGCCCGAGAGCCCUUUACGCAAGGAUCUCUAUGGUCCUCACACAGACGAGGACAAGUCAUGCUGGGAAGUGGUUGAUCCCCUCGACACGACUCGGGUUCAAGGGCGCCACUGUGGUGCUAUCAGACCGAGAUGGCUCAAUGGAGGUCUCUACAUGGGCCCUGCUGGCGAUUUGAGACGUCUGUUCCGUCGCUGCUUUUUCACCUUACAGACGGGUAUCGGCAGGGGUAUCAAGAUGCGUAGUGAGCAGUCUCUUGCAUACGAAGCCGUCGUCGAACAGGAAACCUUUCGCCAAUGGCAGAGAGUGAAUGGCAGACCGAAACCUGAUGUGUCAGAGUUGAUGAAUAACAAGCUGGAAUACCACAUCGGCCUUGAUUACGCCGAGGAGCUGUCGGUACAAACCCAGUGGGCCCAAGAUAGAAAGGGGCUGGACCAUGGUGCAUUUGUGACACUCGGCGACCAAGAUCUCAUUGACCGACACUCUGAAAGUCGGGGGAUCUCGCCAACAAGACUUCGGGGCUUACCGGAGGACAUAAAGUCGGCACCUAACCCACUAUCGGCUCUGCAGCCUCGAGCCAACUGGACCAACAUGCCCCUCUACGCCGACUUCUUCACAGAGACCGUCUCCGCAAUUGUGCACCACAAUGGUGUUGGUUCACUCAAGACACAUCGAUCUACUUGGUGGGACAGACCAUGGUACUUUCAACACCUCCGUCAACUUCUUCAUAUUCGACUGAGAGCAAAGGGGGAGGCCGAAGAGCCUCUGGCGACAGUGCAGACGCCUAAUGGUCGUGUCAGAUACUGGACUGCCUCUGCGGAGAAUACGAGCAAGUAUCCGAGGCGUAUGAAGAAGUCCUUGAAACAUAGGUUGGACAAGAUGAAAUUUGGAGAGAUGUGUCGGAAGAAGAGCAAAGCGGGAGAGGAGACUCCUCCGGAGUGGUAUGACGAGAUUUUCCGCGACAACCGUGGUUCAUGGGGUGGUUAG
Fusarium pseudograminearum CS3096 is the source of this 1605-nucleotide messenger RNA. RefSeq lists its product as uncharacterized. The transcript has a single exon. NCBI's taxonomy places the organism in Eukaryota, Fungi, Ascomycota, Sordariomycetes, Hypocreales, Nectriaceae. The record is from RefSeq and is a predicted model, not a curated record. Bases 1 to 1605 code for a protein of 534 amino acids.